Messenger RNA from Trichoderma atroviride IMI 206040, 3504 nucleotides. The record is from RefSeq and is a predicted model, not a curated record. Lineage: Eukaryota; Fungi; Ascomycota; Sordariomycetes; Hypocreales; Hypocreaceae.
AUGCAGCCGACAGAGGGCAAUCCUCCGAAACAACCCCAACUGUCAUCGACAGGCCAUCCUCUCCCCCGACGAACUUCUGGAGAACACUCCAUUACCCUGCGACAUCAUCAGCUAGCUCGCGAUGCCUCCUUGAAAGCAAGCCGCGGGUCGGCUCCGCCAAAUCAAAGUAAUGGCGAACACUUGUCAUCUCCCCGUCGAAAUUCGUCGGGUGAGAGCAACGAAACCGGCCAGAGCGACGCCAAUAAAUGGUUUGAUCAGUCAAACCAAAACCCCACAGCUACCUUUCACAGCAAUUCCAUGGAUGUCGCUCACGCUCGCGUAGUCGAUCCACCCUUUUUCCAGAAAGAAUCAGAUUCGUCCAACGAAGAUAAGCCGUAUCAGUAUUUAACAGCCGUGCCUCCAACGCCCAAUGACGCUCGAAGCAGUAGCGCCGAUGACUACCGAAGCGUGAUUGACGAUCUCACCGUGGAGAUCCAGAAAUUGAAGGAAGAGUUGAAGCGAUACAAACAGCACGGCCCCGAUAUGCUUCGAAAAGACAAGCUCUUCGAGAUUAAGAUACAUGGGUUACCUAAAAGGAAAAAGCGCGAGCUGGAAGCGACGCUCCGAGACUUUACAGCAAGCUUAGGGGACUCGCCGGGUAACUCUUCAUCGAAGCGCGACAAGAAAUCGUCCAGGCAUGCUACUCGCGAUGGAAUGACUUCGGGGUCAGGCUCCAUGUCACUAUCGAAACACGCCUCGUCUUCGUCUGGAUCUCACACGCGGCCAGUUGACUCGGCUUAUGCGUCCAUGUCGACUGGUGCUGGCUCCUCUGGAACAUCGUUGAACAGGCCACAAGGAGGCGCGCGAUUCAAGUCUAAUGAGGCAAAAGUAGAGAAUUACUUGCGCGAUAUCCCCGAGGGACUAUAUCCCCGUUCUCUGUCCAUGACGGAAAAGGAAAGGAAGAAGCUUGUGGUCCGACGUCUUGAGCAGAUCUUCACAGGAAAAUUUGCAGGUCGGCAUGCCCGUCGGAACCAGGCUAGCCAAACGGCACCUGCAUCUGCUGCGCAAGUCCCGUUGGGGCCGCCAGGAGCACACUCUCCCCUGCGGCCUUCCUCUGUUCAGCAACCGAAACUGAAGCCAAGUCCAACUGCCGGAUCUGAGCUCUUACGUGAAGCUCGAAUCCUUCCUCAGGAACUUCAUCUCGCAGGAAAGAAGAGCAGAUCGCAAGACAUUGGCUCCGCGUCCAACUCAAACAGAGAUCAGACAGAAUCAGGAGGUAACGGCAAUGGCAAUGGUAGUAGCACAGGAUCAAACCCGUCUCCACCCAUGCCACCACCUCCUGAACAGCGACCUACAAGACCCAAAGACCUCGAUCCUGACCGCAUCCAAAUCCCAUCCGAAAACAUGGAGUACAUCAGACAUUUGGGUCUUGUCCCUCCUGAACUGAUACCCGAUCCACCAUCAGAAAUUGACGUUCACCCCGAUGCCGAAGGGUGGGUUUAUUUGAACCUUGUCUGCAACAUGGCGCAGCUGCACAUCAUGAAUGUCACUCCAGACUUUGUCCGCACUGCCGUCAUUGAUCUCAGUUCCAAAUUUCAGCUGUCGCCAGAUGGCCGAAAAAUCAGAUGGCGCGGCGGCACAGACGGCACUAAAUUCAGUAGCGAGAGCUCGGGUGACAGUUCACAGCGAAGUCCUGAAACAGACGACACGGAGAACACAAAAAAAGGGCACCGUAAGAGGCAAAGAACAGGCCGCUCAACGGGAGAUUCUGGGAGCUCGGGCAAUCGGCCAUCCAAAUUUGGGCCACUGAUGUCUGCGCCCUCUGAAAGUUUUCACUACAAACCCAUCUUCGUUAAUCAGCCUUCGCCCAACGCGCAAUCGUCAAUGGAGGACGGUACUUUGUCGUCUUUCGGUCCCCUCGAAAGUAAUACAGAUUCGCGGUGGGCCCGAAGCGGUUCUGGCGCCUCUAACCGUCGGAAACGCCUCCGGGACGGUGCCAUUAUCUACUACAGUGGUGCUCCGUUCUGUACCGACUUAUCAGGCGACCCAGGAGAUAUAUCCCCUACGACGUAUUUGUUAUCCAGUGAAACAGGACAGUCCGCCUCUCAGAAGAAGCAAUUUCUUCGGCCAUUGCCCUUCCGAUCAGGAUCAGGAUCUUCCUUGGACAGACGACCACUGAGUGACGCUGACCUCGGUCUGGGUGCCAUUUCUGAGAUGAGCAUGAAUGAUGGAGCUAGCGUACCUGAGCUCUCGACUGACUCGGGUGAUGAAUCUAGCGAGCUCGAUAUGGAAUUUUCCUGGGGAGAUAAGCAGCAAACUCUCGAGAUUCAUCCGCUUGAGCCUUGCGGUCUUGGUGGCGUGCGACCAGAAGAUCACUUCAUGGUGGUGGUAACGACGAGGCGCCCAAUGCUUGAUGCUCACGGCGGCCAAUCCGGCGUGAAGCGGCGCAAGCUUUCCGAAGAGGUGACUGACAACAUUAUCCAUCGGCUGGCUACAAUGUCAACGUCCUCGCCUCGCCCACUUGCUCGUCAAUUGCUAUCAAAAGGGGACGUUCCCAGGAUUGGAAUCGAAUACAUGUCGGGCCGCAUAAAACGCCUUGAUCCAGUGGCGCUCCCUCCGCCUGCCAUAUUCUUUCCGCCCUUUAGCGUGGACUCGUGGUCUGAAGACGAAUAUGGAUCCGACGGCGACGACGAGCUUAAUUCUUCCGAAGAGUUUAUGAGUCGUCGAGCCAACCCGCAUCAAUCCGACGACUACCCCGACGGUGUGGACCUGAGCAGCGGCGACGAGGACGGCGAAGAGCCUGAUGACGAUGUUGACAUGGCGGUGACUGAGGACCCAGCCAGCGGCAUGGAUGGGAUCUCUCUGCAGGGUCCACGCGGAUCACGGGCUAGCACCGAGGCUGUUCCAGGGACUCGUGGACGAAGCAACAGCGCUAGGACGGAGGUGUUGCUCCACACUGGAGGCAGCUCUGCGGCGACUGCAGGAGGCGGCGUCGAGAGCGGGUACAACACCAGCUCCGCAGGGAGUGGCUGAUUGUACGGGACAUUUCAUAUUAUGAGACACCCCCUUGAUGAUUCAAGAGGUGCAUGAACGUGAGCUCUGUGAAUCCCACCGAGCCGCACUGUCACAGCAACACCGCGAAGUGUCAUCUCAUGAUUUAUUAGCAGCAGUAGCGGCAUGUAUUGAAGCGACAACGGCAGCUUGUUGGAAAACAGAGAUCAAAAGCGAGCUCUAUGGUAUUCUUUUUUUUUUCUGCCUUGAUGACAGGAUAUCUGUCUGGUACAACUUGAUUUCUGCGAUUACUGAAUUUUUGUUUAAUGAGCUUUUGUUAUAUAUACCUGGGGGACUGGCGUUGAAAAUUAGGGAUUCCCUCCCCCCAACAGCACGAUUCUUCCAAGCGUGCGAUUGAUGAGUUUUGUUUAUCUAGCAUUUGAGUUGUAUAUGUAGUACAGAGAGAUUGUACAGAUGGCUUUUUCUCGGGCCGUGUAUUUAGAGUCUGAAUAGCAUUAUGCAAGUUUACUGGUA